GAGACAGAUUAAAAAAAAAUUAUUAUGGCAGAACUGCAAGACGACUUUCUGACAUGCUACGACGUGUUAGAAAGCGUUGGGAACUUCAUGGCAUCCGUCCUAGUUGGAUAGGAGAAGAAAUCUUUCGGGAACUUCUUAAAUAUUGGGAGAGUGAUGAGUUUGCGGCCAAAUCUGAAAAUGCAAAGAAGAUGAGAGCAUCUGAAAAGGGUGGUUGCCUUAAUGCUGUUGGAAGUAUAAGCACUGCUGAGCAUGUUCGUCGCAUGACUAAGGAAUUAAAUAGACCUCCACUUAUGACCGAGCUGGUUGCGAGGACUCGGAAAAAGAAAACAGGAGCUUUUGUUGACAGUCGUACACAAAAAGCUAUGGAUGAUUAUCAGGCAUUGCUUGUACAAUUUCUGACUGCUAAUCCUAAGUAUACUCCAAGACCGGGAGAGCCGCUUCAUCCAGAUGUAGAUUUUUAUCUUUGGAGUAAAGUCAUUGGCGGCAAGGGGCCUAACGGGUGUUUUUUUGGUGGUGGAAAUUUGGCAGGCACCUUGAGAUCUGAUGAUAGAACUCUAUAUCAAAGAGUUCUCGACGGGGAAGGAGGUUCACGUCCUGUAACUUUAACAGAUGAACAGAGAGACACUGUAAGACAAUUGACAAUAAAUGAGGUGAGGCGUGAGGCGGCGGAACGUGAAGCGGCACUGAAAGCCCAAAUGGAGGCCCAAAUGAGGGCAAUGCGGAGUGAGCAUCAGCGGGAAAUGGAGGUCAUGGCGAAAAGACAAUCGGAUAUGGAGGCACAAAUGCGACAAUUUAUGCAAUCUUUUGGUGGAAACCAAAAUACGGGGAGUUCUGCGCCGACUGAUCAGGAAAAUCUAAAUGAGGAUGAGUUUCCCGACCCGGAUUGA
Vicia villosa (hairy vetch) is the source of this 887-nucleotide messenger RNA. RefSeq lists its product as uncharacterized. NCBI's taxonomy places the organism in Eukaryota, Viridiplantae, Streptophyta, Magnoliopsida, Fabales, Fabaceae. The record is from RefSeq and is a predicted model, not a curated record. Bases 54 to 887 code for a protein of 277 amino acids. The transcript is spliced from 3 exons.